UAGUGUGUGUAUGUGUGAGUGAGGAGGAGGGCGACAGAGAACGAGCUGGAUGCUGACAGAUUCCUGAUAGAUGGUUAAAAUGGCGAGAGCGUGUUCGACCCCAGUGAGCCACCAAAGUGUAACACUGUAGGUCGGAACAUGUAGUAGCAGAAGCUGGAUUAUCUCUCUGUGUGUCCUUCUUUUUUUUUUUUUUUAAUUCUACUUCCAUUCACCUCACUUUGUUUUUCUGCACGUGCUGGAAUAUUUGGAGUGUUUUAAAUGGCAUCCACAAGGCGCCGCCGCCUUGUUCUGUGCUUUUUGGGAAUAUUGCUCAAUUCUUUAAUGGGCGUGACGUGCGAGGCGGAGCUCUCCUUCACCCUGGAGCCCAGCGACGUCAUCGCGGUGCAGGAGCAGCCCCUCAUGCUCCACUGCCAGGUGAACGGCCUCCCCCCGAUCACCACGCAGUGGCGGCACAACGGCCUCCUCUUGGCUCAGGACCGGCGCCACGCCACCUUCGUCAACGGCUCGCUGCUGGUCCGUCACUUCCAGAAGACCAAAGCCGACGGCUCGUCCGACGAGGGCGACUAUGAGUGCAUCGCCCAGAAUUCCUUUGGGCUGGUGGUGAGCCGGAAAGCCCGGAUUCAGGCUGCAACCAUGGCAGACUUCCAUGUUCAGCCAGAGUCCGUUCAUGCGGAGGAGACUGGCGUAGCGAGAUUCCAGUGCCAGAUCCAUGGUCUGCCAGAGCCUGUGAUCAGCUGGGAAAAAGACAACCAUCCAGUGGACACUAAGGAUGAAAGGUAUACGCUGCUGCCUACAGGUGUUCUCCAGAUUACUGGAGUGCGCGAGGAGGACAGCGGAAGGUUCUGCUGCGUGGCUCACAACAGUGCAGGAGUGAAACACAGCAAGGAGGCGCUCCUUACUGUCUCAGGCUCCCAGGCAUCUGUCUACAAAGAGCCAAUGAUCCUGGUCGGUCCAGAAAAUCUCACCCUCACCGUUCACCAAACUGCCAUCUUGGAGUGUAUUGCAACUGGAUACCCUCGGCCCAUUGUGUCUUGGAGCAGAUUAGACGGCCGUCCCAUCGGCGUGGAGGGAAUCCAGGUCCUCGGCACGGGGAAUCUUAUGAUCUCGGAUGUCGGUGUGCAGCACUCGGGGGUUUACGUGUGCGCCGCUAACAAACCGGGGACCCGUGUUCGUAGGACUGCUCAGGGGCGUCUCGUGGUCCAAGCCCCAGCCGAGUUUGUCCAGCUUCCCCAGUCCGUCGCUCGUCCUGUCGGCACCACCGCCAUCUUCACCUGCCAGGCUCGGGGUGAGCCCGAGCCCCAGCUCACCUGGCUGAAGAACGGACAGAUCCUGGAACCCGGGGCUCACGUCAGACUCAGGAACAACAACAGCACGCUGACGAUCUACGGCAUUAGCCAGGACGACGAGGCCAUCUACCAGUGCAUCGCUGAGAACAGCGCCGGCUCCACACAGGCCAGUGCCCGCCUCACGGUGCUGUGGGCCGAUGGGCUCCCCGGUGUGCCGCAUGACGUGCAGGCCGAGGCCCUCUCACCCACCACCAUCCAGGUGUCCUGGAGGGAGCCCGGUCAGAACACUCAGGAUAUCAUUGGAUAUGUGGUCCACAUACGCAGGACCCCAGACCCAGUGGAGAUGGAGUACGAGGAGGCGGUCAGUAAGAUGACGCUGCAGCAGAUCAUCAGGGACCUGGAGCCCUCCACCAGUUACGUCUUCUACGUCAAGGCUUACACGUCCCACGGGGCCAGCAAGCCAUCCGACAGCGUCACCCAGAGCACGCACGGAGAGGUGCCCGCGCCUCCUUCGCUCCACACCAAGGUGGUGAACAGCAGCUUUGUCCAAGCGACGUGGGAGCCGUCGUCAAAGAUGGGCCAACACCAAGGCUUCAGGCUGUUCUACAGGAGAGCCCACACGCCUCUGUUCACCGGUCCCAUCGUCUUCCCUCGCAACAUCAGCCAGUACAACAUCACUCAGCUGGAUCCUACGCUGGUCUACGAGAUUAAGCUGCUCGCCUUCAACCAACACGGCGACGGCAAUGCCACGGUGCGGUUUGUUUCUCUUCGGGAGGCGGUGGAGAAAUCAGUGUUGGACGUCCCGUGUGACUGUGUCAAAGACGAGCAGAGUAAGGCGUCCACCACAGGCAUCAUCAUCGGGAUCCACAUCGGACUCACCUGCAUCAUCUUCUGCGUGCUCUUCCUCGUCUUCAGCUACCGCGGCAGGUUAAUGAUGUGUAAGACAGUUCAGGCGAGCCCUCAGGCGGGACACAGUGCAGUGCUGGAGUCCUCGUCCUCCUCUUCCCAGGGGGCCGCCGGGCUCAACAGUGCUGUCAGGAGAGAGAUGGAGGUCAACGGCAGCACCGCAGGGAAAAAAGUGGUCGACAGCAACGAGCUCGAGAGACUUUUCACUCAACCUCUACAAGAUUCAUGCAGGCCCAACUCCUUCGUGCUCAACGAGACCCAGCUGUCGACGAUACCGCUGGACGAGUUCGCGGUGGAGCGGGACAUGGAGACGCAAUUCCAGGAGCCUCCAGCAGCAGGAGCAAGUCAGCAGGACCAAGGCUAAUCUUGUAUGAAGGCUAACUCACGCGACACUGUCCACAGUGUAGACUCUUCACUCACUCAGGUUGAAAAGUGUUUCCUUUCAAAGUAGUUUUCCCUUCGGUGCAAAGAUUUUUUUUUUAUUAUUAUUGGUAAGUUAAGAAGAAUUUACAUAGAAUGUACGUAUAUCAGAUUUUUUUUUUCCUUGGCCUGGUUUUUAAACUGGACAGGCCAAUUAAAUGUUUUGGUUUUAUUAUUUUAUUUUUUACAGUUUAUAGGGCUGUCACUUUUUUAGUCCACGUCGAACAAACGUUCUUUUCAAACGUUACCUUAAAAUAACAAAGCUAACCAACUGUUAGCUUUGUUGGUGACUUAAAAUACCGCCCCACCACGUUGAUUGAACAUUGAGGUUUAUUUAUGCUCAAUGCUAGAUACAUAUACGGAAAUGGAAGGCGCAUUCUUGCCAUACUCUGCGUUCCUUCCGUCCGUAUUUGUGUCCUUUAAUGGAUGAGACCCAAACGGACGCAGUACCAUUGCAAAACAUCGGGGGGCAGUGUAGCCAAUAAUUCUAGCGAGAUGGCCGUAAGACACGAGGAAGAAAUGAAGAAAGUCAACAAUAGCAGUGCGGCAGUCAAGUUUCCUCUUAGACCUUCACUGCCGUUGCCAAGUUUGUCAAGAACUCAAUACUCUGCACUGCCCUCUUGUGGAUGUAUUGCUCAACAACAGUUUCCAACGUAAAGGACAGUCGCAUGUAUACUUUAACAGCAUAAAUGAGCCUUUCGUGUGUAUUCUUAAUUUAGUUUAAUGUUAGAACACUUUGACGGGGAAAAAAAAAAAAAACUUUCAUAAACAAACAAAAAACAAAAAAGUGACAGUUCUACUAAAUUGUUCAUUAUCCGGUGUUGGGCAGCACAGAAUAGAGAGCCCAGAAUGUCAUUGUUAUACGAUGAUUUUAUUUUUAAGUUUAUUGACAUAUAUAUACAGUAAAUAUAUAUAGAAAUGCAUAUAUAUCAUCUAUAUGUCAAAAGUGGUUAUAAGUUAUUGGUCUUAUUUCGACUUUUCUGUGGAUGUCAAAGACUCCUGCUGCCUGUUCUCACCUACCAAUGAUUCCAUCCGCUCAUUCAGAGAAGACCUCAGCCUUCUCCCAGGGAUUUGAUAUAUUCUGUCUCAGGACUUUGUUUCAGUGAUAUCAACAUUUUCUUUCUUUUUUUUAAAUAUAUAUGAGUUGUCGGCCUUCAUACAGACAAAAGACUUGGCUGCACGAACGUUACGUUUCAACAAAAACCUACCUCAGUCGGAAUGAAUGUGUUGCGGGAAGCUUUAAGGACUUUUAACUUCCCCUGUUCUCACAAUUACUUAACACGCGGAGGAACUGGUUGUUUUGGG
Molecule: messenger RNA, 3917 nt
Organism: Solea solea (common sole)
Lineage: Eukaryota; Metazoa; Chordata; Actinopteri; Pleuronectiformes; Soleidae
Gene: igdcc3
Product: immunoglobulin superfamily, DCC subclass, member 3
Exons: 14
Coding region: 259-2556 (765 amino acids)
Biological process (GO): axon guidance; cell-cell adhesion
Cellular component (GO): plasma membrane; axon
Molecular function (GO): protein binding
Source: RefSeq, a predicted model, not a curated record